Molecule: messenger RNA, 1818 nt
Organism: Colletotrichum karsti
Lineage: Eukaryota; Fungi; Ascomycota; Sordariomycetes; Glomerellales; Glomerellaceae
Product: alpha amylase
Exons: 1
Coding region: 1-1818 (605 amino acids)
Biological process (GO): oligosaccharide catabolic process
Molecular function (GO): alpha-amylase activity
Source: RefSeq, a predicted model, not a curated record
AUGGGAUCUCUUGUCUGGGACGAGGAGAACCGCUGGGUGGGCAAGCAGCCCUGGUGGAAGGAUGCCACCUUCUACCAAGUCUACCCGGCCAGCUUCAAAGACUCCGACGGCGACGGUUGGGGUGACUUGCCAGGCCUCAUUGCUGAGGUCGACUACCUUCAUGACCUAGGCGUCGACGUUGUCUGGGUGUCACCCAUCUUCGAGAGCCCCCAAGCCGACAUGGGUUACGACGUCUCCGACUACCAGAAGAUCUACGCACCCUACGGCACGGUCGAGGACGUCGAUACCCUCCUCAAAGAAUGCCACAACCGCGGCAUGAAAGUCAUUCUCGACCUCGUCGUCAACCACACCUCCGUCGAGCACGAAUGGUUCAAGCAGAGCCGCUCGUCAAAAGACAACCCGAAGCGCGAUUGGUAUAUCUGGAAGCCGGCGCGGUACGACGCUGAUGGAGUCAGGCACCCGCCGACCAAUUGGCGCGGCUACUUCGCAGGGCCGACGUGGACGUGGGAUGAGCAGUCGCAGGAGUACUACCUGCACCUGUACGCUCCCGACCAGCCCGAUCUGAACUGGGACAACGACGAGUGCCGCGAGGCGAUCUACGAGGACACAAUGCGCUUCUGGCUUGAGCGCGGCGUUGACGGGUUCCGAAUCGAUACGGUGAACAAGUACUCCAAGCGUACCGACUACGUCGAUGCGCCUAUCACGGACCCCAACUCCUCGCACCAGCCUGCACCAGAGAUGUGGUGCAAUGGUCCCCGAAUUCACGAGUUUAUCCACGAGAUGAACCGCAAAGCCCUGGCCCCGUACAACGCCGUGUCCGUCGGCGAGCUGUCCCUGACGCCACACCCGUCGCAGGUGAUUCCGUACGUCUCGGCCGCGGCUCAGGAGUUGGAUAUGGUGUUUGAGUUUUCCGUCAUUCGACUCGGCAACGGCAACGGCUUUGGAGGGAAAUACCUGUAUCAGCCGUUCCCGUUGUCAACGUUAAAGAGCUACACUGCGACAUGGCAAUCAUUCAUCGAGGGCACGGACGCGUGGGCGACUGCUUUUUGCGAGAACCACGACAACGGCCGUGCUGUUUCGAGGUUCGGCGACGACUCGACACCGGAGUUGUGGAAGGCCUCCUGCAAGACCAUUGCCAUCUGGCAGGCCACCAUGUCCGGCACUCUGUUUUUGUACCAGGGCCAGGAAAUCGGCAUGACCAACAUGCCGGCCAGCUGGGGAAUCGAGGAGUACAAGGACAUCGAGAGCGGCAACUUCUACUCAGAGGCCCUGGAAUCGGGCGACCAGGAGCGAAUUGCGAAGACGAUGGACGGAUUGAGAAUCAUGGCGAGAGAUCACUCACGGAUACCCUUCCAGUGGGACGAGAGCCCGAAUGCUGGGUUCACCAAGGAGGGCGCCAAGCCGUGGAUGAGAGUCCAUGAUGACUACAAGACCAUCAACGUCGCCAAGCAGCGCGGUGAUCCCGACUCAGUCUUGGAGUUCUAUAAGAAGGCUCUCAAGAUGAGGAGGCAAUACCGCGAUAUCUUCGUCUUUGGAUCACAUAAGCUGUUGGAUCCGGAGAACGAGAAGACUUGGAUCAUUCUCAAGGAGAGUGCUGCGCCUGUUAAUGGGCGGGAUGGUGUGAAGCGCAGGGCUCUUAUUGUGAUGAACUUCUCCCAGGACGAGGAGAGUGCCGGGGAUGUGCCUUCUAUGCUUGGCUGUGAGCCUGCUGAGGUGAGGCUACUGAAUGGGACGAGGGAGGGUGGCCAUCUUGUCAAGGGCGUUGCGCCUUCAUUGAGGGGAUGGGAGGCGAGAGUGUAUACCAACUUUGAGAUUUAA